Molecule: messenger RNA, 2381 nt
Organism: Solea solea (common sole)
Lineage: Eukaryota; Metazoa; Chordata; Actinopteri; Pleuronectiformes; Soleidae
Gene: efemp2a
Product: EGF containing fibulin extracellular matrix protein 2a
Exons: 11
Coding region: 317-1621 (434 amino acids)
Molecular function (GO): calcium ion binding
Source: RefSeq, a predicted model, not a curated record
CACUCUCUCAGGGUCACACAGACAAGAGUUUAAGGGACCAGUUCUGGACGCCAACCACACCGGGUCGACCGCAGGCUGCAGCAGGACGUACUGGUCAGAGGGAGACUGAGAGACAGGAGGAGCUGCCGGAAAAGAUUCAUCUAUAUCACUUCCUGGUGGCCCUCUCCAUCACAAAGGCCCGUCUUCAAGGCACUGCUACCUGUCCAAUAGUCGUGUGUGAGUGUGUGUGCGUGCGUGGGCGUGGGUGUGGGUGUGUUUGUGUGUAUGUCGUGUAUGUGUGUUCCCGUCCUCAUCUCCAACCAAUUAAUGCAUUAGUAUGCAGGGUGCUUGUGUGUCAAAAUUGUGCGUGUGCAUAUGUGUGUCUGUGCUCCUCCGCAGUGUUAUUUCACAGCCACCUACAGAAAGUGACACCUACACGGAAUGCACAGAUGGGUAUCACUGGGACCCUCAGACUGAGCAUUGCAAAGAUAUAAAUGAGUGUGAAACCAUUCAAGAUGCCUGCAAAGGGGAAAUGAAGUGUUUCAACCACUAUGGAGGGUACCUGUGCCUUCCUCGCUCUGCGUCCGUCAUCCCCGCCCCAGAGCCACCCAUCACGCCCACCGAGCCCUUUAACCCCUGCCCUCUGGGCUAUGAGCCACAGGGAGACAGCUGUGUGGAUGUCGAUGAGUGUGAGCGAGACGAACACGACUGCCAGCCCAGCCAGCAGUGUAUCAACACACUGGGCGCCUUCACCUGCCAGUGUCCAGAUGGCUAUCGCAAGGUUGGCACAGAGUGCAUCGACAUCGACGAGUGCAGGUACAGAUACUGCCAACAUCGUUGUGUCAACGUUCCCGGCUCUUUCGCUUGUCAGUGUGAACCCGGCUUCCAACUGGCAGGAAACAACAGAUCAUGCAUUGAUGUGAACGAGUGUGACAUGGGCGCUCCGUGCUCCCAGAGGUGUUACAACACAUAUGGCACCUUCCUCUGUCGCUGUGACCAAGGCUAUGAGCUGGGGCCGGAUGGAUUCGCUUGCAACGACAUUGAUGAGUGCAGCUUCUCCAGCUACCUGUGUCAGUACCAGUGUGUCAAUGAACCGGGGAAGUUCUCCUGUGUGUGUCCGGAAGGAUAUCAGCUGCUGGGAACCAGACUGUGUCAGGAUAUAAACGAAUGUGAAACAGGUGAAAACCAGUGCACAGAGACGCAGACCUGCGUGAAUGUCCAUGGACGGUACCAGUGUGUGGACUCGAACCGCUGCCAAGAACCAUACGUCCAGGUGUCUGAGAACCGCUGUGUGUGUCCUGUCAGCAAGCCGGCCUGUAGAGAUUUACCUUUCUCUACCGUUCACCGCUACAUGACCAUCACCUCGGAGCGGUCCGUCCCCUCAGACAUCUUCCAGAUCCAGGCCACCAGCGUCUCUCCGGGGGCUUACAACACCUUCCGCAUCCGCUCCGGUGAUGAGAACGGAGACUUUUACAUCAGGCAAAUCAAUAAUAUCAGUGCCAUGCUGGUGCUGGCCCGCGCUGUGUCCGGCCCCAGAGAGUACACGUUGGACCUGGAGAUGGUGUCAGUGAACCCCCUGCUCAGCUACCACGGCAGUUCCGCCCUCAGACUCACCAUCUACGUUGGGCCUUACACCUUUUAAAGAGGAGGGAGGGAAACAAAAAGAAGAAGAAGAAGACUGGGGAGACAGAGAGAAAAGAGAGAGAGAAAGAGCUGAGGAUUAACAGAUGCAAAAAAAAAGAAAAAGAAAAAAGAAGCUGUUGCCGAUGCAGUUCAACCAGUCACUGUGAUGUUACACUCUUAGCUUUUUGUACUUAGUUGUUCAAAGAAAGCCACACGUUUCUGUCAGCCCACACCGUAUUACACCUAAGAAUAUACAUGCAGUACAGUAUACAGUGUACAUGUAGCAUUGAUGUCUCACAGAUGAAAGAUCCGCCUUUAAAAAGAUGAGUCCUGUCGAAUUGUUCCCCCGUGUUUGAUGUUUCACUUGAUUUCACGUCAAAUGUUUGUUUUUUUGUCACGGUAUACGUCACAUUUCCUGUUCUUCACACAGUGUGAUCACAAGUCAGUGCCGCAUGGCCUCAGGUGCACCGAUUUACGCCCCGGAGUCACCAGAUGAAUCCAUUUUCACCAGUUUACAUCCUUAUCUUCAGUUCCACUCUGUCUGCCGCUUCAUUCUUGUCGGCCCCGUUUUCCUUUCUGACAGACAUGAUUCCGUAACCACUCAUAUGAGACCUCAGCAUCCAUCCACGCUCCUCCUUCUCCACCACCCGCCACCAUUCACUCCUCAGUUCAAGCUCUCUGUAACUGCCAUUUUUGUUUGUUUGGAUUGUCACGUGUUGUACUUUGUAUUUUUUUGUUUUAAGAUUUGAAGCCAAAUAAAAUAAAACGUUAUACAUUUA